Tinamus guttatus (white-throated tinamou) is the source of this 513-nucleotide messenger RNA. NCBI's taxonomy places the organism in Eukaryota, Metazoa, Chordata, Aves, Tinamiformes, Tinamidae. The record is from RefSeq and is a predicted model, not a curated record.
AUGGGUGUCCCCGGGAGGAUGCUCAAGGGGCCCAGGUGUCCGGGCCGGCCACGCUCACUCCGGGCCCUCUUUGUCCCCCCCAGCCCCAUGCUGGCCAAAGGCGUGAAGCGGAAACGGGCUGAGAUGGAGGCCGGGGAGGCCCCGGCGGAGGCCGUUUCGGGCGGGGGGGGGCCCGGCGCCCCCUCCGCCUCCCUCUUCAACAUCUCGGUGCUGAAGCUGCACCGGAGCCUGCGGCACGUGGAGCCCAACCUGCGCUACCUGGUGCUCGUGGCCAACACCCUCACCCUGGACCUGCUGGGGGGUCCCUCCUUGCUGGACGACAGCCUGGAUGGCAUCUUUGAGGACAUUGACACCUCCAUGUACGACUGCGACCUCUGGGCCCCCGGCAGCCUCGCCGGCUUCAAAGCCUUUUCCAGCACCGAGGAGGAGGAGGAGGCUGAAGGCAGCGGCCGCCUGGACAUGGACGACCUGGACUACCUGAUGGACGUGCUGGUGGGCACCCACGGGCUCUGA